Molecule: messenger RNA, 1705 nt
Organism: Linum trigynum
Lineage: Eukaryota; Viridiplantae; Streptophyta; Magnoliopsida; Malpighiales; Linaceae
Source: the annotation of a GenBank genome assembly
ACACGAUCGAGGUGGGCAACUAACUUUGACGACGUACAAAUUAAUAUUACAAUUUAACAACGUAGUAUAGGACCUAGAUGAUCUCCGCUCUGUUAGGCAACAAACUCUGACCACGUACCAGCCAUGCAAAUAGGACAUUUUACGCGUCAAGAGUAUUUAUACCACGCACGCACGCUAACUAUUCAUUAGCUAGCUAGCUAGUAGCAUUAAUGAUGGAGGAGGUGCAGGCUAGUGCAGAGAUGGCGGUGGAGUUAUACAUAGCCACGCGCCAUAGAUCUGCGGCGCAAAAGAUCGUGCACUACGACGACUGCCGGCCCUCUGAAACCGUCGGAGAAGUGAAGGGCAGAAUCGAAGCUAAAUACGGAAUAGCCAUCCGGAGACAGGCUCUGUGGUUGGGUCCCAAGUUGAUGCGUAACCACAGGACUCUGGCAUCCUACAAAAUCCAUCCCGCAGUACCGGCAAUCGCCCACCUCGAGAUCGCCAAUGACGACGACGGCGGCGAAGAAACGAUCAUCACUGUCACCCUCCGUUCCCUCUCUUUCCCGACUCAGUCGAGGGUCAAGACCCUCACUUGCAAGGAAACCGAUACGGUUGGCGAGCUGAGGAAGCGCAUCCUCGCCAGGUUUUCUGGCCACUCCAGGUUCGACAUAGAGUUGUUCUUCGAUGGCACGAUGCUAGGGGAGGUCGACGCACCAUUGCUGCAUUAUUUGGUGUCUCAUGGUGCCGUUAUUAGUGUGCAUUACGAGGCUGGGCCCCGAGUUGAUUCCUCCGAGAGAGACGCUACGGAAAACCUUUUGUUAUUUUACUCGUUGCAAGCUUCAUCAUGAAUUGACGAUUUUUUAUUUUUAUUUUUAUUACUGAUUGUAAUUAGUUUAUGCAUGCUGCAUGUGUUUUGGUUUGUGGUAUUUAGUAUUAUUUGAUUUGUCCGUCAAUAAGCCCCCCUUGAAGGAUUAAUAAACCUCUCUAUGAAAAUCACAUCAAAUCUCAAUCCUAGUAUGAGUAUCGAAUAUCUUUAUUAGACCUCUAUGAUUCAGAAAUCCGCAAAAAAAAUCAUAAUUUACUUCCAAAUUUAUGGAUUCGUUAAAUUAUAGCCAAAAUAUUUUUCUCCAAACCAUCCCUUAGAAUGACAUCGUUAUUCAUCAUAACUAAGCCUCCUUACAGAAAAGGGUGGUUAUGAACAAUCAACCUCCGAUACACACACAACUUGGAUGAUACAAACUAAGACUCAAACCACGUCCAUUUUUACGGCAGUUCAAAUAAAUAUAUUCUUCAAAACCAUGUUUUAUCGAAUCAGAAUGAUAACACAAUGCUACAAAGCAUCAUUUUCGGGGUUGCGUCUUGUCUAAUUGGUUACAAUUCUUGUCUUUGAUGGAAGAGAUCACGGUUCAAAUCCUAGCAUUGAUAUCUUUUUAUAUGAAAUAAAAAAUUGAUUGUGUAGACGAGUAUACCCUAAAAAAUUGAUUGUGUAGACGAGUAUACCCUUCCUACUGUCACUCUCGUUGCAGGAAAUUUGAAAUGGAGCAAAUCAACUUCUUUAAAAUGUAUUAUAAGUAGUGUAGAUAUUUCUAAGAGUCCCUCUCAGAAUUCCUUCCACCUCACUCAACAAUUAAGCGAAGGUGAAGGUCCCUUCUUGUAACUAGGUUUCCAUAAACAGUAGCUAAGAGGGCUACGAGAAGAAAGUUGGUAAUGAAUUAAACUUUUACUA